UUCCAACAGCAAAAUCAUCCAUUUCCAUUUGCCUUUGCUUCUUCACUCUCUCUCUCUUUGUCUCCCUCAACAAUGGCUGCUUUGCACUCUUAUCUGCUCACACCACCCAAUCUUCUCUCCCUCACAACUCCAUCUUCUUCCACAACCAGCAACCUGCAACCCCGUCAUCUCAGGUUGGCGCCUUCUCUCGCACGCCCACUCCGUUUACGAAGACCCUUUGCGGUGGCGGAGCAAGCUGCGGCCACCCAAUCUGAGGCUGACCGGAGACUCUACGUUGGCAACAUUCCUCGCACUCUCACCAACGAUGAGCUUGCAAACAUUGUUCAAGAACAUGCUGCUGUUGAGAAAGCAGAGGUCAUGUAUGAUAAAUACUCUGGAAGGAGCCGUCGCUUUGCAUUUGUUACUGUGAAAACUGUUGAGGAUGCAAAUGCAGCAAUUGAGAAACUUAACGGCACACAAAUUGGAGGACGUGAGAUUAAAGUAAAUGUAACUGAAAAACCUUUAACGACAGUAGAUUUUCCUCUAGUCCAGGCUGAGGAAUCCAAAUAUGUUGACAGUCCCUACAAGGUAUAUGUGGGAAAUCUGGCUAAGACAGUUACAAGUGAUAUGCUCAAAAACUUUUUCUCUGAGAAGGGAAAAGUGCUUAGUGCCAAGGUUUCACGGGUUCCUGGGACCUCAAAGUCCAGUGGCUUUGGUUUUGUUACUUUUUCAUCAGAUGAGGAUGUAGAAGCUGCAAUCUCAUCCUUCAACAAUGCUCCAUUGGAAGGACAAAAAAUUCGUGUGAAUAAGGCGUAGAGAAAUUAGCAAUGUUGCAGAGCAUGUUUGACCAGGUGUCCUCUAGCAGGAGCAGAGUAUAAUUUUGUGUGAAAGUUGAAAUCACAUACAAAUUGCCUUGUUUGUUGUACAGCAAACCUACUCAUUCUCAGAUGAUUAAGUUCUAAGAAAAUGUAUGAGAGUAUCAUAGAGCUUAAUGCUUCUGUUGCAGGCAGUGUACCUCUUCUAGUCCAGGAUUUUGAACCCUCACCACUUCAUGAUUAUGUUGCUCUUUUUUUUCUCUUCCUCAAUUUGGCAAGUCUUGUUGCAUGUAUUCAAUUCCCUUUUAAUGUUUGAAUGUGAAAUCCUAAUCUCCUACGAACAUGCACGUUGAUAUGUUGGAGUUCUUGUGCUAUAGUUUGUCAUUGCAUAGAGCAUGAUUCCUCCACGAAUUUCGACAGAUUAUUGUACAUCUUUAUUAGAGUAUAACAUCAACUUAGCAAAUUUGGAAUGAA
Molecule: messenger RNA, 1268 nt
Organism: Lotus japonicus
Lineage: Eukaryota; Viridiplantae; Streptophyta; Magnoliopsida; Fabales; Fabaceae
Product: 30S ribosomal protein 2, chloroplastic
Exons: 4
Coding region: 73-795 (240 amino acids)
Cellular component (GO): cytosol
Molecular function (GO): mRNA binding
Source: RefSeq, a predicted model, not a curated record